AUGCCGGCAGUGUGGAAACUUCCACACAGGGGAAUGCUGGCCAAUUUUGAUGGCCAUGCCAUCACCAUAUCCGCUCACACCCCAUCUGCAGGCGACGCCCCGCCCCCGCCUGGCAAGAAGCCAACAAGAAGAAAGCGGCCCGAUAAGGCCAAGAAGAAGGAAGAGAAGAAGAACGAGGAUGAAGCUGAGAGGGGGGAGAAGAAGGGGGAGGCCGAGGGAGACAAGCCCAGCUCUGAGUGA
Molecule: messenger RNA, 240 nt
Organism: Aspergillus fischeri NRRL 181
Lineage: Eukaryota; Fungi; Ascomycota; Eurotiomycetes; Eurotiales; Aspergillaceae
Exons: 2
Coding region: 1-240 (79 amino acids)
Source: RefSeq, a predicted model, not a curated record